ACGAUGAAAUAUUUAUAUUCAUCCAUUAUUAUUAUUAUUAUUAAGUUUGCACUUGUUGUUAAUAAUAUGAAACAUCCUAAUUUUUUUCCAACUUUACCCGUCGGUGAAUAUCGAAUUAACUACAAAGCUAUCAUUAAAUGUAGUUCACCAAAAAGUGGUAUAGAAAGUAAUUUUUAUCUGAGUAAACUAUCUAGUGAUAGAGCUGAACUAAGAGGAAAUUUCACACUAAAAAUACCAUUGGAUGAUAAUUUAACAUUUGAUAUGAAUAUGGCCAUUAAAGACUCAGUUGGAGGCUGGAGAGAUAAUGCGCACUUGUUAAAAUUUCCAAAUGCUUGCUCUACAUUAAAGAAUCUUUUAGGAAUAGAGUGGCGACUAUUCAUCAACAGUUUUGGAAUUAAUAGCUUAAAUUGUCCAAUAGCUCCGGGAGUUUAUGAGUCAAGUGGUUAUGAUCUAACAGCCGCUACAGUAAAUUCCAGUUUUCCAAAAACAUUUUUUUAUGGAACAUACAAAGUUCGUUUUCAUUUUUCAGAUAAACUUAACAUUGCACAUGGUUGUUCGAAUUUUAUUUUAGAAAUAAAACGCCCAUGGGAAAUUGAAUAAAUUAUUUAUAUAUUUAAAAUUUAUGAAAUUUAUAGUAAAUUAUUCACAUAGUUAAUAAAAAUUAAAA
This is a messenger RNA of Aphis gossypii (cotton aphid), 667 nucleotides long. RefSeq lists its product as uncharacterized. Lineage: Eukaryota; Metazoa; Arthropoda; Insecta; Hemiptera; Aphididae. The record is from RefSeq and is a predicted model, not a curated record. The transcript is spliced from 4 exons. Bases 4 to 600 code for a protein of 198 amino acids.